AUGGCUCCUGAGAGAACGCCCUCCAUGUUCCAGUCACUGCUGCAGCUGCUAACUCUGGUGGCUAUACUGAAGGCAGGAACAGCAAUGCCACGAAAUCCAGGAUGCCCAAAUACUGAGGACAAGGGCUUCCCUCAGAGUGUGAGGGUCAACCUAAACAUCCUUAACAAAAAAACGAACUCCACAAGGCCCUCAGAUUACUACAACCGAUCCACCUCACCUUGGAAUCUCCACCGCAAUGAGGACCGUGAGAGAUACCCCUCUGUGAUCUGGGAGGCAAAGUGCCGCAGCUUGUUCUGUGUCAGCCCUGAAGGGAAGAUCAACCACCACCUGAACUCCGUCCCCAUCCAGCAAGAGAUCCUGGUCUUGCGCAGGGAUCCUCAGCACUGCCCCCACUCCUUCAGGCUGGAGAAGAUGUUGGUGAAUGUGGGCUGCACCUGCGUAACCCCCGUCGUCCGCCACCUGGCUUAA
Molecule: messenger RNA, 468 nt
Organism: Pteronotus mesoamericanus
Lineage: Eukaryota; Metazoa; Chordata; Mammalia; Chiroptera; Mormoopidae
Gene: IL17A
Product: interleukin 17A
Exons: 3
Coding region: 1-468 (155 amino acids)
Biological process (GO): inflammatory response
Cellular component (GO): extracellular region
Molecular function (GO): cytokine activity
Source: RefSeq, a predicted model, not a curated record